GUGCACUAACUAGACGUUUACUUUGAAGUCCUGCCGUCAACUUUUCAUAUCUUUCUUAAGUUUAAUGGGUUUCCAACGUCUGGGCCCCCUUAGAAUUGGAAAUUAUAUAUUGGGCGAAACACUGGGCGUCGGUUCUUUCGGAAAAGUUAAACUUGCUUCGCAUCAGCAGACAGAACACAAAGUUGCUGUAAAGAUUUUAAAUCGAAAGAAAAUUCGCAUUUUGGAUAUGAUUGGCAAAAUCAAACGCGAGAUUCAAAAUUUAAAACUUUUUUCGCAUCCUCACAUUAUAAAACUCUACGAAGUUAUUACCACACCUACUGACAUCUUUAUGGUUAUGGAGUAUGUCUCUGGAGGCGAACUUUUUGAUCACAUCGUAAAGCACGGAAAAUUUUCUGAAGACGUUGCUCGCUCUUUCUUCCAGCAAAUAAUUUCUGCCGUGGAGUACUGUCAUCGUCAUAAAAUCGUUCACAGAGAUUUAAAACCAGAGAAUCUUCUUCUUGACAAAAAUAAAAACGUCAAAGUCGCUGAUUUCGGUUUAUCUAACAUCAUGAUGGAUGGCGAAUUCCUCAAGACUUCUUGCGGAUCUCCUAACUAUGCCGCUCCGGAAGUAAUAUCCGGAAAAUUGUACGCGGGCCCCGAGGUCGACGUGUGGAGCUGCGGUGUUAUACUUUACGCUCUUCUUUGCGGGAAGCUUCCCUUCGACGAUGAAUAUAUCCCAUCUUUGUUUAAAAAGAUAAAAAAAGGGAUCUUUGUAAUGCCAUCCUACUUGUCGGACGCUGCCCAAGAAAUAUUAACGUCGAUGUUGCAAGUAGAUCCUCUGAAACGCGCUACCAUUGCUCAGAUUCGGGAGCAUCCCUGGUUCAACGUCGACCUGCCGGAGUACCUCAAGCCUCACGUGGAUCACAACGACUCCUCGAGGGUAGACGAAGAGGUCCUACAAGUCGUGUGUUCGAAAAUGUCUGCCACAGCCGCAGAGGUGAGCGAGGCUCUCCGUAGCAACAUAGACAACGACCCGCUAAAAAUUGCUUAUAAUCUGGUGUUGGACGAUAAAGUUAUGCGAAUGAGAGCACGUGAAAGCAAGGAUUUGAAGGGGAAAAUUACUGAUCCCGAGGUUGAGUUGAUGAUCACUCGAAGCAUACAAAGAGAGAAUGCGCCAGGCCCACUGGAGGUCCUGCCCAGCGUCUCAACUUCUAUGACAGGGAUACUCGAUAUACUUUAGCAAUGGCGUAUACUUUUAAUAUUUAAUACUUUUUAGCUCCCGGGAAUCAAGAGAAAAGACCUAGGUUGUACUGAUAUCUUUGCCUUGAACGAGAAAAGAAUAUCAUGAACAUAUACACACUCCAUUCAGAUGGCAUCUGGGAAUAAGAAGUAAAAGCAAACCCCACGAGAUCAUGAGCGAAGUGUUUCGAGCAAUGAAAACUGUCGACUUUGAGUGGAAGAUUUUAUCUCCUUUUCAUGUCUACUGCCGUUCUCGCAAGCCCAAAGAACAAAUAAAACUAAGCCUGCAGCUCUACAAGAUUGAUGACCAAUACUACCUUCUAGACUUUAAAAACUUGACGUUGCCGCCGCUCAUAAAUUCGACGAGCGAGUUGCCGGAGCCUAGCGACAAUAUUCGGCCGGACUAUGGGCACUCCUAUGAGAAUGUUGGUGUUAUCACAUUGCAAUUCUUUGAACAGUGUGCGCUGUUGAUAAGGGAACUCGCCGUGUCGCGCUCGUAAAAGGUUAUAGCCUGAAACAAACGUUGGAAUCAUUUAAAACUUGCUACUAGUUGUCUUGUUGACUUUG
Molecule: messenger RNA, 1785 nt
Organism: Zophobas morio
Lineage: Eukaryota; Metazoa; Arthropoda; Insecta; Coleoptera; Tenebrionidae
Product: 5'-AMP-activated protein kinase catalytic subunit alpha-2-like
Exons: 15
Coding region: 65-1219 (384 amino acids)
Biological process (GO): protein phosphorylation; intracellular signal transduction
Cellular component (GO): cytoplasm
Molecular function (GO): ATP binding; protein serine/threonine kinase activity
Source: RefSeq, a predicted model, not a curated record